AUGAUUUGCUCAAAAUUAGGCAACUUGUCAUUGGAUAAAUGGAUUGAUGUUCGUUCCCAUGAUAGAUUAUCAACUCUUGAGGAACUCAAGAAAUUUCUGGAAACUCGAGCCUGCAAUGUAGACGAAAGAUUGUGUCUUGCUCUUACAGCCCCCACAUCCUAUACUUCAAAAAACGGUAAGCCACAACCUAAGAAAGAAUUUACUCAGCAUCAAACUUCUCUCGUUGCUGUUCAUGAAAAAUUGUGCAGCCAUUGUCCUGGCACCCGUCAUAACAUAUAUCGGUGCAAGAAAUUCUUAGAACUUUCACCUGAACAGCGGUACAAUUCAGCAACUAAUUUGAAACUCUGUCUAAAUUGUCUCAAAACUGGACAUGUUACCACUUCCUGCAGCAUAGACAAGUGUCGUACUUGCAAUCAACUACAUCAUACGUUGCUACAUGGUCAUUCUAAGCCUACACCUGUUAUGACCUCUCCUAUAAUCAAAGAUAAACCAAUCUCUUCCACUUCUAUCGGAACAUCAUUAUUGUCAAAAAACACGAAAAUUCGCUAUCAAAUGCCCAUUAGCGGUAUUGGAAACUCCGUCUCCACGAAUCGUCACGCAAUCACUACGUCCAUAUAUUCUCGAUACAGCAAAUUCUCUGCUACCAUAAACCUUUACGUCUUACCGCAAAUAACUGGUAACCAUCCUGAUAGCUUCAUCAAUGUCGAUGAGUGGGAUAUCUUAAAGAAGUUUGAUUUAGCUGACCCACUCUUUCAUCGUAAGAGCAAAAUUGACAUGCUCAUAGGAGCGAAGCUAAUUUUCAAUAUCUUAAAACGGGACCAAUAUCGCUUAACUUCCGAGCUUCCUAUCUUGCAAAGUACUGAACUGGGAUGGGAAGUCGCUGGUAAACUGCAACCCAAACCUCCGUCGCUUCCGCACUGUAACGUUGCAACCACACCAAUUCCAAGAUUGUCAAGUCUAGAAAAGACGCUUCAAAAGUUUUGGGACCUUGAAGACUACAAGGCUUCUUCUAAAACUCUUACCGAAGAGGAAGAAGAGUAUAUUCGCCAGAUGUUUCGGCAAAUCCUGAUUCACGAAGACGAUCGAAAGUACCAGAUGAUACUCUGGCGUGAUCACCCCAACGAAUUACUCAAAUACUAUCUCUUGAAUACAGUGACAUACGGCACAUCAUCUGCUCCUUUCUUAGCCACGACUUGUAUCGUUCAGUUAGCCGAAGAAGAAGAGGUUCAUUUAACUUAG
Molecule: messenger RNA, 1239 nt
Organism: Eupeodes corollae
Lineage: Eukaryota; Metazoa; Arthropoda; Insecta; Diptera; Syrphidae
Exons: 3
Coding region: 1-1239 (412 amino acids)
Molecular function (GO): zinc ion binding; nucleic acid binding
Source: RefSeq, a predicted model, not a curated record